AAUGAAUAAAUAAUUACUUAGAAAGUAUUAUUUGGAGAUUAGGAACAGCAAUUUUCAUAAAUGUUUACGGGAUAUCUUCUUAAAAUUAUUUUUUAAUAUAAUUUUAAUUUGGUAGACGUCUAGUGUAAAUAACUCUGGAAAAAAGUGAAGAUUUAUUUUUUUUUUUCAGCAAAUAAAGAAACUAGAAAAGUUUAAGCCCUCUUAUUUUGGGGUAAAAAAUUCACCGGGAAGAAAGAUACUCCAUAGAUAAUUUCUUUUCCACUUUUCAUAUAGCCUGAAGAGAUGUACAGAUAGAUAGGAAGAGAGAAGCAGUGUUAGGAAAAGAGAAAAAGAAGGAACAUCACUCUCUUACCUUCUCUACCCUCUUUCUUUCUUAAAUGCCGCUAAGCCUAUUUUUCACAUCCUCUAACUUCCUGCCAUAUUUUUCCUUCCAACAUCCUUCCUUCUUCUACCUUUCUUGAAUAUAUACCUGCAAAACAAAUCACUUCAUUUUCUUCUUUAACUUCGCUGAUCUUAUCUUGUUCUCAUUUUAAACAAAAAUGGACGUAGCACGACGAGCAGUGUGUACAGAUGAUUUCUUAAACCCACUCACUUCGACCUUUAUGCAGAGUUGUGUUAUGCUUCUUAUCUCCCAGUUCUUCCAUGUAAUCCUGAAACCCCUGGGACAACCAGGACCUGUCGCUCAGAUUUUGGCAGGACUAGUGCUAGGCCCCUCAUUGUUAUGUCGGAUAAAGAAAGUGAGAGACUUGUUCGAUCAGCGUGAUUUCUCUGAUUACACCGUCAUUGUUUCCUUCGUUUUUCGCAUCCUUUUUAUGUUCAUGAUUGGUCUGGAGACUGAUAUUCCUUACAUGAAACGAAACUUUCGGCAAGCAAGUGUGAUUGCAUGUGGGGGUCUAAUUGCUUGUAGUGCCUUUGGAGCAGCAAUCACUAUUUUUGUGAUCCGCAUGUUGAUAAUAAAAGAGCAUGAGUUUAUUUUUGCCCAUAUGAUCAUGAUAAUCUUAGCAAGCUCAGCUCCUCCAGUGGUGAUUCGUUUGAUAAAUGAACUCAAGUUUGAUACGGCAGAUGUAGGGAGAUUGGCAAUAUCUUCAUCUUUGAUAAAUGAAAUGUCUUGUAUGAUAUGGUAUGAUAUAGUUAUUGCUUUCACCUCAGGCAAAAUGUUUGGUAAUGGGAUGGUAUGCCUUUUUUUCACUUUGGUAGCCACUAUUUUGAAUAGAUUCUUAGUUAUUUGGUAUAACGGAAGGAGACAGGAUCUAAUGUAUUUGCCAGGCACUGAUGUUUUAACCAUUUUGUCCCCCACUAUAUUUUUCUCUUUUCUUAUUGAAGAAUUUGGAUACAAUAGUACAAUUUCUUGUUUCUUCAUGGGCGUGAUGUUCCCCAGGGAAGGAAAAACAACUAGGACACUGUUGCAUAAACUCACUUACUCUGUUAAUAAUUUCAUCCUUCCCAUUUACUUCGGAUUCAAUGGCUUCAGGUUCGAUAUUAGUUAUCUGGGUAGUUUUAGAAAUCUCAUAGUAGUUGUCCUUGUGACCGUGCUCAGCAUUGCGGGCAAAAUUAUUGGAACACUAGCUGCUUGCCAUUAUCUAAAGAUUCCAAGGAACGAGGCAGUGAUCCUUGCUUUUAUUCUCAACUUGAAAGGCCAUGGAGAACUUCUACUCAUUGACGUAGUCCCCAAGUCCAACGCAUUUGGGUGGUGGGAUGAUAACUUUCACAACUUGGUGAUAAUAGUAGUAGUUCUUAACACAUUUAUUGCAGGACCAGUUGUUUCUUGUAUCUUAAAAAGAGGAGAAAAAUACUCUCAAGGUCACAACUCACUUGAAAUUGAUGAUGGUCCACAGAGUGAACUCAGGAUGUUGCUUUGUGUAUACAGCUCUCGCCAUAUAUCAGCAAAAAUUGGGUUAGUCUCAGCAUUGAACAGCUUCCAAAAGGUCCCCAUCAGACCUUAUUUAAUCCACUUAAUUGAGCUACCCAAAAAACGUUGCAAAACCAAUUUGAUGUACCAUGAGCUAGAAGACGGAGAUCAAUUUAGUGAUGAAGAAGACUAUGGUGGAAAUGAUGUGGUAGAGAUAAGUGAUGCUGUAGAUAAUUUUAGUACAGACAAUAAAGUUGUAGUUUACCAUAAAAGAAUAAUUUCAUCCUUUGAAUCCAUGUUUCAAGAUGUCUGCAACAUUGCUGAGGACUUGCGAGUAUCUAUUCUAAUCCUCACUUAUCACAAGCACCAACGUCUUGAUGCGAAAAUGGAAACCAGCAAGGAAGGUAUCAGAAUGAACAACCAGAAGAUUCUUCGCCAUGCUCGUUGCUCAAUUGGGAUCUUUGUAGACAAAGGUCAGACAGGCUUUCAACAGCCUAAUCCUGAACUGGAGCAGAAUGUAUUAACAUUAUUUUUUGGUGGGCCUGAUGAUCGUGAAGCAUUGGCAGUUAGUAAAAGAAUUGCCUGUCACCCUCGUAUUAAUUUGACUGUCACCCGCUUCAUACAAGCAACAUUAGAAGACCAAGACAAAGCAACCAUCAGCAGUAGUGAUGAAGUCCUUUUGACAAUAUCAACAACAUCUGAGGCUGAGGAUGCAACAGACAAUGCCUUCAUUGACGAUUUCCGCAACAGGUAUGUGUCCUCGGGUAAUGUUCGAUAUGUAGAGAAGCAUGUGAACAAUGGGGUGGAAACAUUGGAGGGUUUAAAAGAAUUGAAGGAGAUUUAUUCAUUGAUCAUAAUAGGGAAGAGUUCACGAGGGUGCUCAUCCAUGACAACAGGUUUAAGUGACCAGGAAGAGUGUACAGAGCUGGGGGCAGUUGGAGAUUUCUUGGCUUCUUCAGAAUUCAACAUCAGUAGUUCCAUUUUGGUCAUUCAACAAAAUAGGCAUUCCAAGAAUCAUCCUCAUUGCCUUGGUUGUGACUAGUUAUUGGAUAUUUAUAUAUAUAUAUAUAUGCAGGGACAUAGUUGUACAUGAUGAAAAUUUAUCAGUAGGUUAGCUUUUGGUAAACGUAGUUGCCAAAUGUACAGCUUUUGAUUCUAAGUGUAGUCUGACAUAAUUAUUACUAAACUCUGGAAAGUUUGUUGCCUAAGAAUGCUUGAGUUUUGGAACAGGUUUUUAUUAGUUUCUCCAUAUGGCACUGGGACUGGAUUAACCAUUCU
This is a messenger RNA of Manihot esculenta (cassava), 3127 nucleotides long. Its product is annotated as cation/H(+) antiporter 2. The transcript has 4 exons. Gene Ontology annotation, molecular function: antiporter activity. Gene Ontology annotation, biological process: proton transmembrane transport; regulation of pH. NCBI's taxonomy places the organism in Eukaryota, Viridiplantae, Streptophyta, Magnoliopsida, Malpighiales, Euphorbiaceae. The coding region runs from base 540 to 2891 and encodes 783 amino acids. Gene Ontology annotation, cellular component: endomembrane system; membrane. The record is from RefSeq and is a predicted model, not a curated record.